AUGGCUAACGGCUGUGCAACCGGGGUUGAGAAGAAUGAUGUGAGUCAGGAGUCAGGACUAAGCCAAGGUGAGUACAAUUGUUCGGCUUGGAAAUUGAAUUCGGGUCUCGAAGCUUUUGAAGAUGACAUUGACGAUGACCAGUAUAUACCUGGAAUGUCAGAUGGACAGUUUCUUCCCGAGUCGGGACGCGAGGCUACAGUACAAAUGAUGAUGGAGCUCCUUCGAGACAACGUGAAGAGUCUGAAUCUCCAAAUGGAAGAUCAACACGGCGAAGAAGUGGAAUCUGCUGAAGGCGAAGAUUGCGAGGAAGAAGUUCCAAUCAGGCUUCCUGAGCGAAUCGAAGUUUGUGAUUUGGACCUCGAUCCUGGCUUUUGCGGACUCUUCUUGCGGGAUCAACUCUGCAGAUACUCUCCGGAUUUCUUGCAUGCAUAUUGGCGGCCCCGAGCCACGGCGGAGCAGUGCGAAGCGCUAGAGGAAUGCGAAGCAUGGAACCUCGAAGAAUUGGGGGAGUUGCAAGAGGAAGACUUCCAGGCCAUUGAGGAGGAGAUGCGCAAAGAAGAGUUUGAGGUUGGCAUGCUCGUGGCUGAAUAG
This is a messenger RNA of Exophiala bonariae, 591 nucleotides long. RefSeq lists its product as uncharacterized. The record is from RefSeq and is a predicted model, not a curated record. The transcript has a single exon. Lineage: Eukaryota; Fungi; Ascomycota; Eurotiomycetes; Chaetothyriales; Herpotrichiellaceae. The coding region runs from base 1 to 591 and encodes 196 amino acids.